AAAAAAAAAAAAAAAAAACGUUCGUGCGCAUGCGUACAGGGUACAACCCAUUGGCGGCUGUCUAUUGGCCUCUUGCGCUGUCCAUCACCAGUGCGGGGGCAGGGCGUUGGCAUUCCUCUCCAGGAGGAUUAAAAAAAAAAAAAAGAGAGAAAGUUACCAAAAUGGCGGCGUCAACCUGCCCGUCCGCUGGAAAACAAUAGAGAGGAGCGCCAGCGUACAAACAGUCCUCCCGGGAGGAGAGCCGUCGACCCCAGGCGACGAUUGACAACGAGCCUGGCCCGAGCAUGCUGCGUUUAGGAGCUAACUAACUAGUCAGGCAGCCCCUCGAACAGAGCUAGCCGAGAAGCUAGCCGCGGCUAACGGCUACACGGAGGGAGGGAGGGAGGCAGGCAGGCGGGCGGCGGAGGAGGAGGAGGCAGGCGGGCAGGCAAGCAGGCAAGCAGUCAGUCAGGCAGGCAGGCAGGCAGGCAGGCGGAGGAGGAUCAGCUGUUGCCUCAACAGAUGCCGUAGAGAGAGCGCACAGCUACACGUCCACAGUAAGUCCUUUUUACACACACGGACAAUGUUCUCGUCGUAGUGGCCGAAAGAAAAUAAGCUACCAUUUUCGUGCGCUCGUUUCGCUGGAAAGGCGGCCGAAGUUGGGCAACAAGAAAGUCCGCUCCGAAGAGUCGCCGAGUGGGCUGAGAUCGCGUUUAGCUUUUAGCAGCCAGCAGCAUCGAGCAAGUUCACUUGCAACCAAGUUGAUAAGUUUCACUCAAUCUUCCCCCCAAAACAUGUCGUUUGCUCCGUGAGCUCGCUCGGCCGAACUCAACCGCUUGAAUGACUGUUUUUCUAUUUUUCCCGUCAGUUUUUGGAAGUUUAGCGAGUGGAGGAAUGUGCUUGGUGGAGGAAGCAUGUAAACAAAACACACACAAACGGGGCUAAUGCGCUAGUUUAGCUUGGUGCCCAACUUUCUCUGCGGAUUCUCGCUGCUCGUCUUCGUCGCCUCUCGAUCUCCUCCCCGGCCUGCCGCCUGGCCAGCCAGCGGUGACUAAAGGCUAUUAGCAAGACAAAGGUCGCCUCCAAUGGAGCCAGCAGCCCGGCAGGCUUUGUAAGGGUCGAGGCAGGGAGGGAGGGAGGGAGGUAGGGAGGAAGGUGGUGGUGGUGGUGUACACGCCAAAAAAAAAACACACAAAAAGGAGAGAGCAAGAGAAGCACAGUCAGCGUUUUAUGGACCAAACCUGAUCCCGCAACCUUUUUUUUUUUUUUUUUUGGUUUUUUUUUGAAUUUUUUUUUUUUUUUUCAUUGAUGAUGGCGGAUUUUGUUACACCGCGACACAGCGCGGUGAUGGAGCGGCUGCGGCGGAGGAUCGAGCUCUUCCGGCAGCAUCACAACAGCUGCGAGAGCCGCUACGAGGCCGCCGCGCUGGAGAGCCUGGAGCUGGAGAGGCAGCAGACCUUCGCCCUGCACCAGCGCUGCCUGCAGGCCAAGGCCAAGAGGACCAACAAGCACAGGCAGCCCCCGGCCGCCACCGCGGAGCAGGCCGGCCAGAGGGCGCCCGGGAGCGGCGGCGGAGCGAGCGCGGAGCUCGGCGACGGCGGCGGAGGAGCAGGAGCCGCCGAACAGAGCCGCAACAGCACGCUCAUUGCCUUGCAGGAGACCGUGAAGAGGAAGCUGGAGAGCGCCGGUUCCCCUCUAGACCGGGACCGGGAGCAGGUCAACGGCUUCUCGGACGGCUUCCCGGCCAGCAAGAAAGCCUGCGUGGACGCCGCCGGCGCCAACGGCUCCCCCGUGGACUCCAAACUGGGCCUGGGCGAUGCGCUGGCCUCCAACGGCACCCGCGGGCCCGGAGGCGAGUCGGCGGCGGCGGACGGCGCCAAGGAGGCGGCGCCCGACUUCCGGCGCAAGGAGAUGAAGCAGGAGCCCGACGACAUCCUGCCCAUCAUGCCUCCUUCGGGGGGAGGAAACAACAACAACAACCUGUUCCCGGACCUCAACUUCAACGAGCAGGAGUGGACGGAGCUCAUGGAGGAGCUCAACCGCACCGUGGCCUACGAGGACAUCCAGGACAUCCUCAACGACGGCUUCGAGGACCGCAAAGACCCUCUGGAGAUGACGCCCAAUCCGGGCGGCGGCGGGGCCACGGGCAAGGGCGGGGGCGCCCAGUCCUCCCAGAGUCUCCUCCCUCUGGAUUUGGGAAGCGUGAAAGCAGAGUUCUCCCCGUCCCCCUUCGAGCAGGACUCUCGCACGGGUUCCCCUCAUGUCCGCUCGGCGUCUUCCGGGCCUUCUCGCCCUACGGGCUCUCCGGUGGCCGCCUCCUCCCCGGCCGCGCCCCUGCCCAGGCAGCACCCGCCUCCGCCGCCGCCGCCGCCCCCUAACCACCUACUAGCAAAAGACCUCUCCCCCGCCCAGCAGCUUCAGCAGCUGGCCGCCCAGCAGCAGCGGGCCCAGCACCUCCACACCCAGCUGCAGCACAAACAGCCGCCGCCCGCCGGGGCCAAGUUCCACGGCCAGGGCCCCCCCCACGCGCACCCACCGCCCUGGACGCAGUUGGCCGGCCCCCCGCAGAGCCCGCUCGGGCCGGCGUUCGGCAUGGACAAGGCCGCCGGCCCCUCCUUGUACCCGCAGGACUUCAAUUCCAACGCGCAGAAGCAGCGACUGAUGUCCGUCCAGCCCCCCAAGGGCUCGCCCAAGGCGGGGGCCAACAGCUUCGCGCCCGGGGGCGCCGGACACCCCAGCGUGCUGGGCCACCCGGCCCAGGGACCCCCUCUCAACCACCCGCCCGCGCCGGGGGCUCAGGCGGCCGUGUUGAACUACAACAACACCAAACCCCUGUCCCACUUUGAGGCCGGGCCCGGUCCACCCAGGCCCCCCAACGGCCAGAACCAGAACAAGGCCGCCCUCCUCAGCCUGCUCAGACAACAGCAGCAGCAACAGCAACAAAUGAAGCAGAAGAACAACAUGAACUUCCGCCAACAUCUAACACACACGCAGGACCAGAACUCGUACCCGACGCCUUCUCACGGCCCCGGUCAGGCCAAUGCCUUGACGUCCACGGCGGGCAACGGCGGGAUGGCGGCGCCGCCCGGGCCCAACGCCCUGGCGGGUAACCACAGCAACACGGCCUACCUCAACAGCCAGGCGGCGGCGCUCAAGCAGCAACAGCAAAUUCUGGAGCAGCAGAAGCAGCAGUACCUGCAGAGACAGCAGAUGAUGGCAGAACAGGAGAAGCAACGUCAGCAGGACCAGCAGCUCCAGAGACACCUGACCAGACCCCCCCCUCAGUACCAGGACCAGCCCGGACAGACAGCCAAUCAGAACGCGUUCCCUCAAACGCCGGUCAGCCAGUUUACAGGUCCGUCGCUGGCCAGCGUGUCUUCCAUGGGAGGCCCCGCCCCCGCCGGCCAGCGCAUGUUCCCCCAGCCGCAAGGCAUGAUGGGAAUCAAAAUGGCGGCCGGCGGCGCGCCUCCGCCCCCGACGGCGAGCCAGGCGGACCUGGGGCUGACGUCCUGCGGCGGGGACGUGCAGCAGGUGCUGUACAACAACAUGAACCUUCACCCGGGUGGCGGGCACGCGCCCCAACAGCGCCAACCCAUGUACAGGCACGCGCUGCUGGCCCAGCAGCAGCAGCAGCACCUCAACAAACAGCCCAACGCAGCCUUGUUGAAGCAGCAGCAGAUGGCGGCCGCCCGCAUGCCCGCCAACAUGCAGGCCGGCCCGAACGCCGUGUGGCAGCAGCAGGGCCUGGCCCCCAACGCCUUCGCCAACGCCCCCAACGCUUUCCACAUGCAGCAGCAGCAGCAGCAGCCUCGCAUCCCCAAAAUGACCGCCGGCUCCGCCGCCGCUUUUAACGCCAACCCCGCAGGGCGGCCCAUGGCGGGCAUGAUGCAGAGCGCCCAGCAGCGGGCGCCGUCCAACCCGCAAAGCCUGGGCCCGCCCCAGACUCAACAUCAACAAGCGACUCAGAACCACCCGACCAAUCAGAACGUCCUUCCCGACCUGGCGGCGUUCGGGGCCGCGGCGAGCGGCGGGCGGCCGAGCUUGGCCUGUAACCAAGGUUACCAGGUCAGCAGGACGGCCAACCAGCAGCAGCUCUCCUUCGGCUACAACGCGGCGGCGGGAAGCUUCGCGGCCGAGAGCGACCUGGUAGAGUCGCUGCUCAAGGGGCAGAGCACGCACGAAUGGAUGGCCGACCUGGACGAGCUGCUCGCGUCGCACCAGUAGAUGCGCCGCCCGCCGCCGCUCGGUGGUGGCACGUUACGCGUCACGUGAUGCGUGUCACAUGUAACACGUUGCCACGCCUCCUUCACCUUCUGCCCAGGCACGGGCGAGUAGCGACGCCAGGAAUCGAUACCGGCCGAUACCGCCCUUAUUUUAAUGUAUCUGACAGCAGCAGCCGCCGAUACUUAAAGGCAAAAAAAAAUGGACGUGGCGUACGGCCUGUUACACACACGAGGGUUUGUCAAGUCUCUACUCAGUUUUGGCCCACACAUAAGAAUAGGAGGUAGGCAACGUUAAGCUAGGAGGGGCACUUUCCGUGUGCGUGGACGGCAAGACAACCGAGGAUGGCGGUACAUCGUGCCGCAUACGCUUGUGCGCGACAAUGAGAAAUUCUAUAUUGAGCAUGCGACCAAAAAGUAAACCUCGUGAAAAUUGGUGGAGAAAUGAGCAAGUUAACGUCGCCCCCAUCAACGUGGCCGCCACGUAGACUCAUCGGUUAGCUGGCCUGCUACAGUGCGCUCCGAUAAUCUCAACGCACACCGAGCACCACCAUCGAACCAUCGAUCUCCAAUCUCGCCCUCCAAGACAGAAAUCGAGUGUGAUCGAACAAAAAAACCAAACAUCGUGGUACAAGCCCUUCCGGAUAUUUUGCACUGAUGUGUGCAGGGUGUGCCCCUCCCCCCCACCCCGAUUCCUUGUAGGGCGCGACAGAUAUGGAUUUUUUUUUCAGGCAGAUUACAGUAUUUGGCAGGAAACUGAUUAAUCGGCCGAUUAAUUUAAGAAACAUAUAAUGAAUGAAUCAAAGAAGCUCUUUUUUGAUCCCUUAAUGCUUACAACAAUAAAGAUCUGAAUUCCAGGCCGAACAUUUAUUUGACUGCUUUGCAAUAUUUCUUGACAACACAGAAAGAAAUCAGGGGUUUGCCCUUUUUCGCCGAUUUGGUCGAAUGGCGUUAUCUUCGUCUUAUGCUGUAAUGUGUUCAACAAUGAAUCGGUCGGGGCCCCGCUCCCUCGUUCGGCAGUCAGGUCGCGUCUCGAUGGGCCGCGUUCCGUCCCGCGUCGCAAUCCUCGGCAAUCCUUUUUUGUUCGUAAACAUCGAACGCGUUUUAAUAUUUUUUCAGAUUGUCGGCGCCAACCCGUCUGGAACCCUAAAAUCAGGCCAGAUCCACUCUCAACGCACCUCGCAUCUCGUAGGGCGUACUAGAACUGGCCGAUUGUCUUUUUGUGUGUACCGGGCCGACGUCCUCCUGACCAGUAGUUGCCUUCUACUCUGCUGCGGAAAGAGAGAAAAUCGGAAUGGGACGUAUCAGAAGCAAUGGCGCUAUUGGGCAUCGGCGAGUACUCGGACUGGUAUCGGACAUCCCCGUGGCCGACGCCCACGAUUGGUCGACGGCUCGCUCUCCGGGACCGUCGCCGUUCGCCGGCCGUCUGUAAAUGUUUGCAAAUCUAUUUUUUCUAUGUAACGUGACGAUCUGGACAUAGAUGUUAUUUUUAUAUCUGGCAGAACAUUUUUGUAAGUAUUUUCUACUUUUGAUAUGUUUGUGUAAAACAAGAAGAUUAUGUACUGUAAAUAUAAAAUACUCCACAACCA
Phyllopteryx taeniolatus (common seadragon) is the source of this 5788-nucleotide messenger RNA. RefSeq names its product mastermind-like transcriptional coactivator 1 (gene maml1). Lineage: Eukaryota; Metazoa; Chordata; Actinopteri; Syngnathiformes; Syngnathidae. The transcript is spliced from 5 exons. Gene Ontology annotation, biological process: Notch signaling pathway; positive regulation of transcription of Notch receptor target. Gene Ontology annotation, cellular component: nuclear speck; nucleoplasm. Bases 1288 to 4203 code for a protein of 971 amino acids. The record is from RefSeq and is a predicted model, not a curated record. Gene Ontology annotation, molecular function: transcription coactivator activity.